Leishmania braziliensis MHOM/BR/75/M2904 is the source of this 1707-nucleotide messenger RNA. RefSeq lists its product as hypothetical. Gene Ontology annotation, cellular component: ciliary basal body; ciliary base; intraciliary transport particle B. Gene Ontology annotation, molecular function: intraciliary transport particle B binding; protein binding. Bases 1 to 1707 code for a protein of 568 amino acids. The record is from RefSeq and is a predicted model, not a curated record. Gene Ontology annotation, biological process: intraciliary anterograde transport; intraciliary transport involved in cilium assembly. The transcript has a single exon. NCBI's taxonomy places the organism in Eukaryota, Euglenozoa, Kinetoplastea, Trypanosomatida, Trypanosomatidae.
AUGAUUACCACAAGCGGCCGCGUUGUUCGCAAGGGCGGCAACGCUUCAAGUACCCGGAUGGCGCCACCACCCAAGCAGACACCUCAGGAACAAAUCGAAGACGCACUGCAGGCACGCGACUUUUCGAAAGCAACCACCAUCUUAGAGUUUUACAAGACAAGCGGGCAGAGCCUCGGCGAUUUCGCGAUUAACGAAUGGCUCGCCUAUAGUGCUUUCCACGCGAAUGACAUAGAGAAGGCUAUUGAUGUGUACAAGGAAAUUCUUGCACUGGAGGACUCUGCGCCGAUCAACCACACAUAUCUGGGCUGUUGCUACUACAUGAACGGUUCGUUUAAGGAAGCGGAGGAAUGCGCGUUACGUGGCCCGACGUGCCCUCUUCAGACGCGACUAAUGCUGCACAUUGCGCAGAAGAUGCACAACGAGGAGAAACUCAUGGUCUAUCACGGCAAGCUGCAGGAUACGGUCGAGGAUCAGCUUUCACUGGCUGCGGCGCAGUACAUUCGCAACCACUACACAGAGGCCAUCGAAGCCUACAAGCCCAUUCUUGCUCAAAUGAGGGAGUACAAGGCACUCAACGUAUACGUGGCGAUGUGCUACUUCAAGCUAGACUACUACGAGGUGAGCGUCAGCGUACUGAACGUGUACUUGCAGACCUACACUAGCAGCGCGGUGGCCAUCAAUCUUAAAGCUGCGAAUCACUAUCGCUUGUUCAACAACAGAGCGGCGAAGAGCGAGCUGAAGCUGCUGAUUGACCUUCAGCGCACCACUUACUACGUUGAGACUGACAUUGUGAAGCACAACCUGGUCGUGUUCAACAACGGUGAGGGCGCCCUGCAGGUCCUGCCGUCCCUCCUGGAUGUCGGGAUUCCAGAGGCGAGGUUGAACCUGGUCAUCUACCACCUGCGCCAUGAGUGUAUCAACGAAGCCUAUGAGCUGAUGGCCGACGUAGAUCCACUCACAACGCAGGAGUACAUCUUGAAGGCUGUUGUCAACGCGUACAUGGGUCAAAAUAUGGAGUCACAGGAGCACCUCAAGGUGUGCAAAGAAAUCUUCAACUACGUGGGCUCCUCGGCGAGUGACCGCGACACGAUCCCUGGGCGACAGUGCAUGGCGUCCUAUUUCUUUCUACUGCGCGACUUUCCCAACGUGCUCAUCUACUUGCGUUCGAUUAAGCCGUACUUCAGCAAAGACGACACCUUUCUUUACCUCUACGGCAUCGCGUGCGCUGGGACUGGCGAGUAUGCAGAGGCGGAGCAGAGCCUGCUCGCGGUCAGCUCGGAAAAGAUCAAGUCGGAGUUCAGCUACACGAGCUGGCUUGUACGGUCACACAUCAACAAUAAGCACCCCAAGAUGGCCUGGGAUAUCUACCUUAAAAAGGAGAUGGGCGAGUCUAUUGGUAUCUUGCGACUCCUCGCAAAUGACUGCUACCGCACCAGCGCCUUUUACUAUGCAGCCAAGGCGUUUGAUGUGUUGGAGCGACUUGACAACGAGCCCGAGUAUGUGGAGGGCAAAAAGGGGGCAUGCAUCGGUGUAUUUCAGCAGGUCUUCGCCAAUGAGGAGCCGGCCGACUCCCUGUUCGACGUGAUGAAGCUCAUUGACGCAAGUUUGCAGCGGCACGUCGAUGACCAGCCUACGGUGCAGCAGUUUUCGAGCAUGCUCGCGUUGAUGAAGGACUGGGCAAAGGACGCGAAGCUGAAGCGUCGGUAA